Sinocyclocheilus rhinocerous is the source of this 804-nucleotide messenger RNA. Its product is annotated as hepatic lectin-like. The coding region runs from base 50 to 760 and encodes 236 amino acids. NCBI's taxonomy places the organism in Eukaryota, Metazoa, Chordata, Actinopteri, Cypriniformes, Cyprinidae. The transcript has 5 exons. The record is from RefSeq and is a predicted model, not a curated record.
UGAAGCAACAACUUCUAAUAAUCUCACACUCAACUCCAGCAGACUGAAUAUGUCUUAUUAUGGCAAUAUAAACAUUUCUGGGAAACAUGGGAUGGAAAAAGAAUAUGAAGAAAUUAAUAUCAACAGCAGUGAUGUCAAUACAGGAAAAGAGUACAUGGACAUCCAGAGACACCAAACACCUAAAAACACAGUGAGGAUCAGAAACUACAGAGCAGCUUUAGUGUGUUUGGUGCUGCUGUGUGUUCUUCUGCUGACUGCAGUCAUAGUGCUGUGUGUCCACAUCUAUACAAAGAACACAAACUGCACACAAGAGAGAGAUGAGCUAAUAACAGAGAAAGGAAAUCUGUCAAACAAGGAAGACCACCCAGUUGUUGGCAAAGAUCAGUGCUCUGACAACCCUAAAUGGAUAACGUACAAGCACAGUUCCUACUACAUUUCCUCUAAAUGGAAGAACUGGAAUGACAGCAGACGAGACUGUUUGCAGAGAGGAGCAGAUCUGGUCAUCAUAAACAACAAAGAGGAACAAGAAUAUAUUACAAGGGUUACUAAUGCAAACAUUGUGUGGAUUGGUCUGACUGACAGUGAUAAAGAUGGGGUCUGGAAGUGGGUUGAUGGCAGCGCACUGAACAGGAUCUGGAGUUUCUGGGGGCCCAAUGAGCCCAAUAGCAGAGUUGGAGAUGAGGACUGUGUUAUAUCUCACUAUAGCUGGGCUGAUUUUCCAUGUAAUUAUACAUUUGCAUGGAUUUGUGAGAGGAAUUAAGAGGUUUAACAAAGCUGUUACAUCAAAUCUGUACAUCCAAAGUA